Ixodes scapularis (black-legged tick) is the source of this 346-nucleotide messenger RNA. RefSeq names its product 60S ribosomal protein L29 (gene RpL29). The coding region runs from base 87 to 323 and encodes 78 amino acids. Gene Ontology annotation, molecular function: structural constituent of ribosome. Gene Ontology annotation, cellular component: cytosolic large ribosomal subunit; ribosome. NCBI's taxonomy places the organism in Eukaryota, Metazoa, Arthropoda, Arachnida, Ixodida, Ixodidae. Gene Ontology annotation, biological process: cytoplasmic translation. The transcript is spliced from 4 exons. The record is from RefSeq and is a predicted model, not a curated record.
UCCCCGCCAGGCGGCCCCUCGUUCUUUCUUUUCGGUCGGGAACUCACGUACGGCACGAAAGGAGCCGUGAGUCUGACGACGAAGCCAUGGCAAAGACCAAGAACCACACCAACCACAAUCAGAACCGCAAGGACCACAGGAACGGCAUCAAGCGGCCAAAGAAGGGCUGCCACCUGUCCAUGCGUGGCGUUGACCCCAAGUUCCUCAAGAACCUUCGGUUUUCCCGGAAACACAACAGGAAGGGGCUGAAGAAGAUGCGCGCCAACGAAGCCGCCCAGCUCCAGGCCAAGGUUGCCGCCGCCGCCGCCACCGCCUCCACGUAGUUAAUAAAGGACCUGCGAACGUG